UUAAACCAAUCAGCAAGAACCCUAAAACCCCCCGUCGCCAACCUCAAUCCCUCUCUUCAUUCCAGGCGACAUGGAGGCGUCGCCGCCAGAUUUCUCCGAGGACUUCUCCUCCGCCGUGCUCUCCCAGUUCAGCAACUCCACCAACGAGCACCACCUUCACGUCUGCGCUACCAUCGGCGCCAUGUCGCAGGAACUCCGGGAGAAACGCCUCCCCCUCACCCCCAUCACUUACUUCGGCGCCACCUGCUCCUCUCUCGACCGCCUCUCGUCGAGCACCGACUCCUCCGCGUCUAUCCUCGACUCCCUGCUCACGAUUCUGUCCCUCGUCGUCGUCCGAUUACCACCAGCUGUUCUGACAUCCAAGUACAGUUAUCUCUCCGAGCUGCUGAUUAAGAUUCUUGGAGUAAAAUCCGUUGGAGCUGAGGGUGUUGUGCCUGGAUUAAAUUGCGUUUCGCGAUUGCUGAUUCUGAGAGAGAAGGCGGCGUGGGAAGAUGUGGCCGAGCUGUAUGGUGUUCUGAUUGGUUACAUCACUGAGGAUCGCUUCAAGGUAAGGAAACGGUCACAUUCAUGUCUACGUGAUGUAUUGAAAUAUUUUCAGUUAGUACCCACGCUUUCUCACUUACUAGCAUCUGCAAGUGAAGCCAUAACAAAUGUCUUUGUGAGGUUUCUUCUGCUUGCUGGAGGAUCAAAUGAAAGUAUUUCAGAAGCGUCUGGAACAGCACGGAAUGUUCUCAGAAUUCUGGAUGCUCUAAAAAUUUGUCUUCCUUAUAUGUCAUCAAAAUCCACAUCAAACAUACUGGAGCGUUUCAGGUCUCUCUUGACGCUUAAACAGCGCGUUGUCACUAUACCUAUAACAGAUGGUUUAAAAAACCUGUGUCUCCAUCCGGGUGCAGAAAUAUCUGCUGAAAUACUGCUUGAUCUAUUAUGCUCUCUAGUCAGCUCAGGCUCUCCAGAGGGCUCAUCUGCUGAUAGCAUGACGUCAACGAUUCGCUUGCUAGACAUUGGGAUGAAAAGAGUGUACUCACUAAACAGGCAAAUAUGUGUCGUCAAGCUUCCUCUUGUUUUUAAUGCACUAAAAGAUUUUUUGACUUCGGGACAUGAGGAGGCUUUGGUAGCAGCUUUGACAACAUUCAAGAGCUUACUACAUUCAUGUGUAGAUGAGAACAUGAUUAAACAGGGUGUUGAUCAGAUUACUGCCAGUGCCAAUUCAGUCACCAGGAAAUCUGGCCCAACUGUCAUUGAAAAAAUAUGUGCAACAAUUGAGAGCCUGCUUGAUUAUCAUUAUGAAGCAGUGUGGGAUAUGUCGUUUCAGAUUGUUUCUGCGAUGUUUGAAAAAUUAGGUAAAAAUUCUGUUUACUUUAUGAAGGGAACACUCAAGAGUUUAGCUGAUAUGCAAAAAUUGCCAGAUGGAGACUUUGGUUUCAAGAAAGAGUUGCAUGAGUGUGUGGGAACAGCUCUUGGCGCUAUGGGACCUGAGAACUUUUUGAGUCUUCUACCUCUUAAUUUGGGUGUUCCAGAUCUAUCCGAGAGCAAUCUAUGGCUGUUUCCAAUCCUGAAACAGUAUAUUGUUGGUGCUCGUUUGAGUUUCUUUACCAAUUCAAUCUUACCCAUGGCUGUAGAGAUGAAGCGGAGGUCAGCAAUGCUUGAACAAGAAGGAAAACUACAGUCAGCGAGGAGUGUUGAUGGAAUUGUAUACUCCUUGUGGUCACUACUGCCAUCCUUUUGCAACUAUCCUGUUGACACUGCUGAAAGUUUCAAGGGUCUUGAGGGAGCGUUAUGCACUACUCUCCAAGAAGAACAUGAAUUUCGUGGUAUAAUAUGUUCCAGCAUACAAACUCUUAUUCAGCAGAAUAAGAGAAUUCUGGAAGGGAAGGGGAAUACCGUUGAUACUGAAAUAAGUGUAGCAGAACAACAAGCUGUUGCCUUGUAUUCUGAAGAUAUUGCUAAAUUUAAUUUGAAUGCAUUGAAAUCAUCGGCUCUGUUGCGUGUUCUGGCUGGAGUCUAUUUCAAAUGCUCUAAAGAUACUGCAGGAAUUUUGCAGACUACAAUCCGUGAGCUUGCUUCGGUAUUGGAUAAGGAGGUGGUCUCCUCAUUUUUCAAACAAUCCAUGAUGAAGCUUGUGAAGGUUACCAAGGAAGCCUACAAAUCAAAGAACACAAAGAAUUCAGAUCUCAUGCAGAUAGAUAAUUCAGCAAAUGAUGGUUCACUGUCAGCUGCCAGGGUACAGUUGUUUGAUGUUGCAGUUUCCCUUUUACCUGGAUUAGGUUCCACCGAAAUUGAUAUUUUAUUCGAGGAAAUGAAACGGGCAUUGAAGGAUGUUGAUGGCUUGAUCCAGAAGAAGGCCUAUAGAGUGCUAUCUUUGAUAUUACAGUACUCCGAUGACUUCAUUUCAAGAAAACUCGAAGAAGUUCUCUCUUUGAUGGUUGAAGCGUUGCCCUCUUGUCAUUUUGCUGCAAAACGUCACAGACUUGACUGCUUAUACUUCCUGAUCAUUCACAUUUCUAAGGAAGGAUAUGAACAGAGGAGGCAUGACAUUACUGCUUCUUUCCUUACUGAAAUUAUACUUGCCCUAAAAGAGACUAACAAGAAAACAAGAAAUAGAGCAUAUGAUGUUCUUGUCCAAAUUGGUCAUGCAUGUGGAGAUGAGGAGAAAUCUGGCAAGAAGGAGACCUUGCAACAAUUUUUCACCAUGGUUGCUGGGGGCCUGGCAGGGGAGACCCCUCAUAUGAUCAGUGCUGCUAUGACAGGCUUAGCCCGUUUGGCUUAUGAGUUCUCUGACCUUGUUUCUGCCGCUUAUAAUAUUCUUCCCUCGACAUUUCUUCUCCUGCAAAGAAAAAACAAAGAAAUUACUAAGGCUAAUUUGGGUUUGCUGAAGGUAUUAGUUGCCAAAUCACAAGCUGAAGCCCUGCAUGCUCACCUGCGAGGCAUGGUGGAAGGCAUGCUUAAGUGGCAAGAUAGCGGCAAAAACCAUUUCAAAGCAAAAGUCAAACAGCUUCUUGAAAUGCUUGUAAAGAAAUGUGGUCUGGAUGCUGUCAAGGAAGUCAUGCCUGAAGAGCAUAUGAAGCUGCUAACUAAUAUAAGAAAGCUCAAGGAGCGGAAAGAGAAGAAACAGGUUGAUAAAUCUGCAGAAGAUAGGUCCAUGCUAUCGAAGGCAACUACAACCAGGAUGAGCCAAUGGAAUCAUACAAGAAUCUUUUCUGAUUUUGAGGAUGAAGAAACAAGGAUUAGUGACGGUGGCUUUGGGAACGAAAAGAGUAUUUCUGGUAGGCAGAGCAAGUAUUCCUCAGGACUGCAAUCCAAAGCUACUUUGUUACGAUCCAAGAAAGCACGCAAGGCAGCAAAACAAUUGGAAGAAGACUCAUUUGAUCAAUUAGACGAUGAGCCCCUUGACAUGCUGGAUGGUCAGAAGAUGAGGUCUGCUCUUCGAUCAUCAGCGCCGGUAAAGAUAAAGUCUGAUUCAGAUGAUGAACCGUGCAUAGAUUCUGAAGGCCGCAUGAUUAUUCAUGAGGAAGGCAAGUAUAGUAAAUCGGACAGGAAACAGAAACGAGAGGCAACCUCGGAUGGUGAUGGGGUCGAUGGAAGGAGUCAAGCUGGAAGCCACAAGUCUGCAAGCACGCAGAAAACACAGAAGCGAAGAAAGACAUCAGAUUCUGGGUGGGCAUACACAGGCAAGGAGUAUGCAAGUAAAAAGGCUGGUGGUGAUGUGAAGAGGAAGGACAAGCUCGAACCUUACGCGUAUUGGCCACUUGACCGCAAAAUGGUGAGUCGAAGACCGGAGCACCGGGCAGCCGCCAGAAGUGGUAUGGCAAGGGUAGUGAAGCUAACCAAGAAGAUGGAAGGGAAAAGCGUAUCAAACGCCCUUUCCAUGAAGGGAGCAAUGUUUAAAAAGAGCAAGAAGAAAGGUGGUCUCAAGUAAACAUGAAUAUUUGUGCAUUGUUUUGUAUAACAGAUGAGAGGUUCACAGUUUUGUAGUAUAUUGGAAGUGAAACAUGUAGUGAGGUUUUUGUGGUCUUCUUUGAGGUUUUCUAUUUUUCCUCAUAUAGAAUUAUUGUUGUGUCAUUCAAUUUGAAUGUCAUAUUGAUUGGGGUUAAUGUAUUGUAGUCCGAAGGCAAACAGUUAUUUCUGGUGUUUAGUUUCGACUCUUAUAGCGUCCUUGUACUUAAUUAUCAUGUAAAUUGAAGUGUAUAAUUAGGGCUAUAA
This is a messenger RNA of Salvia miltiorrhiza (redroot sage), 4200 nucleotides long. RefSeq lists its product as uncharacterized. Bases 71 to 3916 code for a protein of 1281 amino acids. NCBI's taxonomy places the organism in Eukaryota, Viridiplantae, Streptophyta, Magnoliopsida, Lamiales, Lamiaceae. The transcript has 18 exons. The record is from RefSeq and is a predicted model, not a curated record.